Molecule: messenger RNA, 1367 nt
Organism: Daucus carota subsp. sativus
Lineage: Eukaryota; Viridiplantae; Streptophyta; Magnoliopsida; Apiales; Apiaceae
Exons: 13
Coding region: 176-1156 (326 amino acids)
Cellular component (GO): cytosol
Molecular function (GO): 3'-5'-DNA exonuclease activity
Source: RefSeq, a predicted model, not a curated record
CCAUUUUUGGGUAGAAUUGGGAUAACCGAUAAGCAGCGUCAUUUUUUCUUAUUACAAGCCGAAGCUUAAUUCAAGUUCUUCUGAGUUCUGAGACUAUCAGAUUUAGCUGCUGUGCUCAUCAAAUUAACCAAGAAAGCACUUCUCUCUUCAUAUUUUCAGUAGAAAAAAGUCGGCCAUGGCCAAAAUUCGCAUGAUAGAUAUAGCUGUUAAUUUCACAGACGGCAUGUUCAAAGGAAUAUACAAUGGAAAACAGUGCCACUUGGCAGAUAUUUCAACUGUUCUCAGCAGGGCAUGGAGUGCUGGAGUUGACCGGAUAAUUGUCACUGGUGGCUCACUUGAGGAAUCAAAAAAUGCCCUUGCUAUUGCCGAAACAGAUGGUCUGCAACUUGUUGUUUCAAGGCUUUUCUGCACUGUGGGUGUGCACCCAACAAGAUGCAGCGAAUUUGAGGAGAGUGGAGAUCCUGAUAAACACUUUGAGGCGCUUUUAUCAUUGGCUAAAGAGGGAGUUGAGAAAGGAAAGGUUGUAGCAAUUGGUGAAUGCGGGUUGGACUAUGAUAGGAUUCACUUUUGUCCAGCGGAGAUUCAGAAAAAGUAUUUUGUCAAGCAGUUUGAAUUAGCAGAUAGAAUGAAGUUGCCAAUGUUUUUGCACAUGCGAGCAGCUGCCUCAGAUUUUUGUCACAUUCUUGAGCAAAACAAGGAGAGAUUCUCUGCUGGUGUUGCACACUCAUUUACUGGAACUGCAGAAGAUCGUGAUAAACUUCUUUCCUUCAAUAAUCUCUUCAUAGGUAUAAAUGGUUGUUCCCUAAAAAUGCCUGAAAAUCUUGAUGUCGUAAAGGGCAUUCCUAUCGAAAGAAUGAUGAUCGAGACAGAUUCUCCUUAUUGCGAAAUCAAGAACACUCAUGCUGGGAUAAGCUAUGUGAGAUCUUUGUGGCCUUCAAAGAAGAAAGAGAAGUACGAUGAGCAGUGCCUUGUCAAAGGUCGAAACGAGCCCUGUUUAGUUCGGCAAGUUCUUGAAGUGGUUGCUGGCUGUAAAGGCAUUGCUAACCAAGAUGAACUAAGUACUACCUUGUACCACAACACUUGCAGGGUUUUCUUCCCACAGGAUUUGGACUCGGUAGCAGAUGCUCUCAUUGCUCGUGGCCAGAGUCCCAUGUGACAGUGUUAAUGGGUUUUAUAAAGCUUCUUCUUCUGAUAGAUAUUUUCACUCAAGUCUAUCAUGAAAGGCAGAGUUUUAGGCAAUAUAAUUUCUAUAAAGUGUUGUCCCGUCCAACAUGAAGAAGCAAGAAAUGUAAAGUGUUGGCAUAGUAAUUCUUUGAGCUUUACUGCUUCUGAAACAAAUGAACCUCUUAGAUAUUAUACUGAGCUUG